AUGUCUGGAGUUACUAGAAGUACAAGAGGUUCCUGGAGAAGCAAGUUAUCCACUUAUUUCGAAGCCCAUGGCCGUUUUUGUGCUUCCCACCCAUGGGAGGUGAUUGUUACUACCGUCACUCUGACAGUGUCGGCCUUGUCCAUGAGUGUAUUGAAUGGUGGGAAAGUGGGGACUGUGUGUGGGAUCUCUAAACCCUGUGUCGAGAGUCCAGAGAAAUCCGACACUGUCCUCCUCUCCAUUGUCAACUGUCUGGCCGUGAUCUACAUAUACAACCAGUUCAGUAAACUGAGGAAAGCUGGCUCCAAAUACAUACUAGGCAUAGCUGGUCUGUUCACCAUCUUCUCCAGCUUUGUGUUUGGCAGCACAGUCAUCAACUUCAUCGAUGACAAAGUCUCUGGAUUGCAUGAAGCACUGCCCUUCUUUCUACUGCUCAUUGAUCUCUCCAAAGCCAGCUCCCUUGCUAAAAUUGCGUUCAAAUCCAGAACAAAGGAUGAAGUACGUGACAACAUUGGCCGUGGUAUUGCUGAGCUCGGUCCCACCAUGUCUCUGGACACUCUGGUGGAGGUGCUGCUCAUCAGUAUAGGCACCAUCUCAGGUGUGCCUCAAUUUGAGACUCUUUGCUGCUUUGGGAGCGUGUCCUUGAUAGCCAACUACCUCGUCUUCAUGACCUUCUUUCCUGCUGCUCUUGCUCUGUUCCUAGAGGUAUGUCCAUUCGAUGCUGAGAAUCCGAUGUGGCAUCUUGAUGAACUGAACAGAGAGAUGGAACAGUCUGAGAGGAGGCCCAACCCAGUAGCCCAGAGGGUCAAAGUAAUCAUGGCCCUCGGACUGGCAGUUGUUCACAUCCACAGUCAAUUCUUCUCUUCGAUGACUGGGCUCUCGUUUGGAUUCAGUACCUCCGAGGGCACAGAGGGUAGUCUGGUGGAGAGGCCGGCUGAGGGAGUGGCUGAUGAUGUCAUAGAGAAGGUGCCCCUUAAUGACUACCUCUGGUGGAAGGUGUUCAACAUGUCAGUCGACCAGAUCAUCACUGUUCUAUUGGCUGCUGUCCUCUUUGUCAAAUAUAUCUUCUUGGACAAGUCAGGAUCAUACUCUCCCUCCAGUGUGCCUCCAACUCCCAACUCUUCGCGGAAAAACUCCACAACAACUGUCUUCUCAAAAUCUAAGCCGAUUCAAUCGUCUUCCUCCCAGUCUGGCUCUUGUCCGUUCCUUCCUCCGUCGUCUCGAAAUCUCGAUUUUUCACCGGGUUCUUUAAAUAGGAGAGCGGCUGAUGAGAGCAUGGAGAAACUUGUCAAUAACGGAAUUGUGAUUACCGAUACAACUCGAAGACCAACCACCACGAACAAUACUAAUACUCCUAGCAUCGACAAUGUACCAGCUAAACUACCAAGCAAGUCUUCACCGAAUAAGUUCGACUUAAGGCUCAAACCAGUGGCAAGCGUGACUGUUGGUACACAGACAGAUUUUGAGGACCAGCCAGUUAAGAAGAGCAUGUUCAGUUUGGGAGAUAUGAGUGAACCCAGUACACCUACCGAGUCCUCUAGUGGGAGAGAGAGCCCAGAGACAGAGAUACCGGCAGAACCAAGACCCAUCAGUGAAUGUCUGGCAUUGUACAAGUCUGAUGAAGGGGCUAACCUACUCUCAGACGAGGAGAUCCAACAGCUGGUCAAGGCCAAGCACAUUCCAGCCUACAAGCUAGAGACAGCCCUCGGUGACCAUCAAAGAGGAAUUGCUGUCCGUCGUCAAAUACUCGAGAAACAGCUCGGUGGGACCAUCACCCUUAAAACCCUCCCCUACAAGCACUACGACUUCUCACUAGUCACCGGGGCUUGUUGCGAGAACGUGAUUGGAUACAUGCCCCUACCAGUCGGCUAUGCUGGUCCCCUCCUACUAGAUGACAAGUCCUAUCACGUGCCGAUGUCCACAACUGAAGGUGCUCUGGUGGCCAGUACCAACCGAGGCUGUAGAGCACUCUCUUCAUCGGGCGGAGUGCGUAGUAUGAUACUGGAUGAUGGAAUGACUCGUGGACCUGUUCUUCGAUGCCCCUCCGCUAUGGAGGCCGGAUCUGUGAAGGUGUGGUUUGAAGACAGAGAGAAUUUCGAUUCAGUGGCGGAAGUGUUCAACUCCACAAGUCGGUUUGCUCGUCUCAAGGCAGUGCAAGUAGCAGUGGCUGGCCGAUUGUUGUACAUCAGAUUUAAGGCUUUUACUGGUGAUGCCAUGGGCAUGAACAUGCUCUCCAAGGGAGUUGAAAAGUCUCUGAGUUUUGUCACAGAGAAGUUUCCUAAUCUAGAGGUGAUCAGUUUGAGUGGCAACUACUGCACUGAUAAGAAGCCAGCGGCCAUCAACUGGAUUGAGGGGCGUGGCAAGUCGGUCGUAUGUGAGGCCACCAUUCCAUCGCAUAUUGUCAAACAGGUAUUAAAGACUAAUGUAGAUGCAUUGGUUGACCUGAACAUCAGCAAGAACCUAGUUGGAUCAGCCAUGGCCGGAGCUAUCGGUGGAUUCAAUGCUCAUGCUGCCAACGUUGUCACUGCCAUCUACAUUGCAACAGGACAGGACCCGGCCCAGAACAUAGCCAGCUCCAACUGCAUCACCCUGAUGGAGCGCAGUGGAUCCAAAGGAGAGGACCUGUACAUCUCUUGCACCAUGCCCUCCAUCGAGAUAGGUACCGUGGGAGGUGGUACGAUCCUAGGACCACAGUCAGCCUGUCUCUCGAUGGUCGGAGUCAAGGGUCCCAAUAAGGACACCCCUGGGGAUAACGCUAAACAGCUGGCCCGUAUUGUGUGUGCCACUGUACUGGCUGGUGAGCUCUCGUUAUUGUCUGCACUGGCAGCUGGCCACCUCGUCAAGAGUCAUCUCACUCAUAACAGGUCCAAUCUCAACCUAGCCUCUAUUCCCGAGAGUGCUGAGCCUAAGGAACAUCGACGGACUCGUUCAGAUACGACCUCUAUGACCCACCAGACCACCCCCUCCAGUCCCGUCAGACGGGCCUCAGCGGCAGGAGGGACAGCUGUCAAUUAGUCAAUUGUGGUCACUUAUAUACAGUGUAGGCAAACUGUUCUGCAUGUUAUUUAUUUUUUAAUUUUGUUUUGUGAUUGGCAAUGCAUUAGUAUUAGUUUGCACAUGUUUGUGAAUCUUUAGUUAUAAUUAUUUGUAUAACAUGUCCCAAAUUUUUUGAUUGGAAUGUUAAUUAAUCAUUAAAUUUCUUAC
Messenger RNA from Halichondria panicea, 3201 nucleotides. Its product is annotated as 3-hydroxy-3-methylglutaryl-coenzyme A reductase-like. Lineage: Eukaryota; Metazoa; Porifera; Demospongiae; Suberitida; Halichondriidae. Gene Ontology annotation, biological process: coenzyme A metabolic process; sterol biosynthetic process; isoprenoid biosynthetic process. Gene Ontology annotation, molecular function: protein binding; hydroxymethylglutaryl-CoA reductase (NADPH) activity; NADP binding. The record is from RefSeq and is a predicted model, not a curated record. Gene Ontology annotation, cellular component: peroxisomal membrane; endoplasmic reticulum membrane. Bases 1 to 3012 code for a protein of 1003 amino acids. The transcript is spliced from 13 exons.